AUGGUUCAGGGGAAGGACAUUGCGCUCUGCCUUGUGGCAAUCGUGCUGCCACCGCUGGCAGUGUACAUCAACCAGAACAAGCUGAAUGGCGUGGUCUGCCUCAACCUGAUCCUCACCAUCUUCGUGUGGUUGCCUGGCGUCAUCCACGCGAUUUGGGUGAUUCUUAAGGGGCACAGCGUCAAGGCGGUGCGGGGGCUGGAAGACGCCACAGAGGCGUUGAUUCCCGACCUUUGA
Chlorella variabilis is the source of this 234-nucleotide messenger RNA. RefSeq lists its product as hypothetical. Gene Ontology annotation, cellular component: membrane. The record is from RefSeq and is a predicted model, not a curated record. The transcript has 3 exons. NCBI's taxonomy places the organism in Eukaryota, Viridiplantae, Chlorophyta, Trebouxiophyceae, Chlorellales, Chlorellaceae. Bases 1 to 234 code for a protein of 77 amino acids.